AUGCGCGCUUCCCGCAAACUCGAGAAGGCGUCUAUUUUCAAGCCAGGCGAUCUUGUUAUGCUCCAGCGGGUUCGUCGAGCUCUAUCGGACUCUCCACAUCUUGGAAAUGGUUUGAAAAAUCCGGGACACACGCCCGGUUGUACCCCACAAAUCGUACAAAGCUGGCGUAGUGCACAUUCCGCUCGUCCUGACAUGCACCGCAAGUCGGAUAGUCCUACAGGAUUGAAGCCAGCAGCCCAAGAAACAGAUGUCCUUCCCAGGUCAGACGCGCAACGGCGAACAAUUUAUGCGCUUUCAACGCCCCCAGGGAAGGCUGGUGUCGCAGUCAUAAGGAUUUCUGGUCCGGACGCCCAGGACGUCUGGAGAGGUAUGGUCAAAACAGGGAGUGGAGGCGAAGGCAGAGCAGCUCAUGGACAACAAUCACCUGAGCCGUGGAAGAUGCACAGGUGCCGUGUCGUUCACCCGAGCUCCACAGCCAUCCUUGAUGAUGGCCUCGCGGUGCUCUUCGUAGCGCCAAAGUCGUUCACAACCGAGGAUGUCCUGGAGCUGCAUAUCCACUCGGGUCGGGCAGUCAUUUCUUCUGUGCUAGCCGCGCUAUCGCAGUUUCCAUUUACUCGUCCGGCUGAGCCUGGGGAGUUCACUCGGCGUGCUUUCGAGGGAGGGCGCCUCGACUUGACACAGGUUGAAGGCCUCAAGGAUCUCAUCAAUGCGGAGACCGAGAGCCAGCGAAGAGCUGCGCUGAUGGCAGCUGGGGGAGCUUCGCGGAAUCGGCUCGAGCGACUCCGACAACAGAUCAUCAAGUGUCUGUCGCUGGUCGAAGCCCUGAUUGAUUUCUCAGAAGACGAGGAUAUUGAAGACGGUGUCUUUGAUAAAGGCAAGGAUCUGGCUGAGGAAAUCUCUCAGACAAUCCGAGCACACUUGUCCGACAGUUGGCGGGGAGAGAUCAUGCGCUCUGGGGUUCGCCUCGCCAUCUUCGGCCCUCCAAAUGCUGGCAAGAGUAGCCUCCUCAAUUUCUUGGCUCAGCGAGAGGCUGCAAUCGUCACACCGAUUCCUGGGACAACCAGGGAUGUCUUGGAAUUGUCGUUGGACGUUGGUGGCUUGCCCGUUGUCAUCGCUGAUACCGCAGGUAUACGGAAGACCACAGACCAUGUUGAAAGUAUAGGCGUUGAGCGCGCCAAGAAGGCUGUUGAAUCUGCCGAUGUUGCUCUCUGCGUCUUAUCGCUCCCUGACAUACUCCAGGAUUUACCCCUCCCGGAUAUAUCUCCGUGUACUACCGUACCUUCCGUAUCCUCGAUGAUUAAGCGAGACACCUUCGUCCUGUUUAACAAGACCGACAUGGUUGAUGUUGCCUCACCAGAGGUUCAACAUAUUAUGUCUGCAGUGAACGCUCGCAACAUCUGGCCCAUUAGUCUUACGACUGGGGAGGGCGCAGAUACAUUUUUGGACGAAUUUGCGCGCGCACUUCGUGAGCGUUACGACGUUCUUCAAGAAGAUGCUUCGAAUCACAACAUGCCUUUGAUUACUAAUGCGCGCCAACGUACACACUUGGAGAGUGCUCUCCGAUAUCUAGAAGCAUCUCUCUCAUACUCUUCCAAAGACGUCGUUCUCGCCGCAGAAGAGCUGCGAUAUGCCGUGAGAGCUGUGGGCAAGAUUUCGGGACAUAUCGAUACUGAGGACAUACUCGACGCUGUCUUUCGUGAAUUUUGCAUUGGAAAAUGA
This is a messenger RNA of Fibroporia radiculosa, 1719 nucleotides long. RefSeq lists its product as uncharacterized. The transcript has 8 exons. Gene Ontology annotation, cellular component: mitochondrion; cytoplasm. Bases 1 to 1719 code for a protein of 572 amino acids. Gene Ontology annotation, molecular function: GTP binding; GTPase activity; protein binding. Lineage: Eukaryota; Fungi; Basidiomycota; Agaricomycetes; Polyporales; Fibroporiaceae. Gene Ontology annotation, biological process: tRNA methylation; tRNA wobble uridine modification. The record is from RefSeq and is a predicted model, not a curated record.